Striga hermonthica is the source of this 768-nucleotide messenger RNA. Lineage: Eukaryota; Viridiplantae; Streptophyta; Magnoliopsida; Lamiales; Orobanchaceae. The record is from the annotation of a GenBank genome assembly.
AUGUGUGGCAAGAAUCAGAAGGGUUCUUCAUUAUGGUCACGCAUAGCUCAAAUGUUUGAGCAAGCUCGAUUAGAAAAUCCAGAAGAAAUUGGUAAAAGAAACUUGGAUUCAAUGAAAGGGCGUUAUAAACGCCUUAAUGAAAAUAUAAACAAGUGGAGAGGAGCUUACAUGGAAGCAUACAGGAAUAAAAGGAGCGGAAUGAGCAUGAAAGAUGUUGAAAAAGAAGAUCAUAUAAUUUAUGAAGCUGGUGGUAGCAAGUUUACAGACUUGCAUGUUUUUGAAGAAGUCAUGCGAAAGCAUCCCAAAUGGGAAUUAAAAUUAGACCGUGAUUCAACUCGUUCUCGCCCUGAAGAUGAAGCGAGUAAUGAAGAAAGUCAUGGCAGUUCCAAAAGAUCAAGGACUACUGAAAAUGGAGAUUAUUCAAUUCCCUCAAAUCAAGAAACACCAGUUAGUGAUGGUUUUGUGAUUCCACGUCCCGAAGGUAGAGAUAAGGCGAAAAAGAAAGGAAAAAAGGUAGCAUCACAAUCUUCUUCCAUUCCUGAUGAGUUCACUGCAGAAAUUCGUGCAUUAAGACUUACAAGAAAGAACGAAUGUGAUUUAAUGACAAAAAUAUCGAACGAUAGGAUGGAGUUGGAACGCAAGAAAGAAGAAAGGAAGAUUAGGAAAAUGAAUAUAAUGGUGUUGAAUACGCUGUUGGCAAAAGACCACUUAUCGCCGGAAGAUGAAGAGAUGAAACGUCAUUUAACUUCAAUUUCAUUUGGAAAGUAG